GUUGGCGAAGCAACCGACAUCAUUUAGUCUCACUCUUACCUUUACUCGCCGCUCCCCAUUUCUCCCGCGCCUGCUCUGCGUUUUGACUACGCACUGAGGGAUCCUCUUGUAUCGUGUAAGGCGUUGAGAGAUGUUAUUAUCGAAUUUACGGUCCUCCAUUUCUCUGGUGCCGCUUCUCAAGACCACGGCAAUCUUCUCUACUGCUCACAAGCUAGGCUUCUCACUUUCUCGCUUCUCAGUCCGCUCCAUGGCUGCUUCUGCUUCUGAUUCUUCCCCUUUCAAGAAAAUCCAAAUUGAGAGGGAUGGCACUGAAUUCGAUGCUUAUGUUGUGGGGAGAGAUGAUGCCCCAGGAAUUGUUGUUCUUCAAGAAUGGUGGGGAGUGGAUUAUGAAGUCAAGAAUCAUGCUGUGAAGAUAUCUGAGCUUGGGUCUGGUUUCAAGGCACUUAUUCCCGAUUUGUAUCGAGGUAAGGUUGGGUUAGAUGUUGCUGAAGCGCAACAUCUGAUGGAAGGUCUCGACUGGCAAGGUGCUGUGAAGGAUAUAAAUGCUUCAGUUAACUGGCUCAAGGCUAAUGGCUCCAAGAAGGUUGGUGUAACUGGAUACUGCAUGGGGGGUGCUCUUUCAAUUGCAAGUUCUGUUUUGAUCCCUGAGGUUGAUGCUGUUGUUUCAUUCUAUGGAGUUCCUUCAUCAGAGCUCGCAGAUCCUGCCCAGGCUAAGGCACCCAUUCAGGCUCAUUUUGGAGAGCUCGAUUCUUUUGUUGGCUUCUCCGACUUGACGGCUGCCAAGAAACUGGAGGAAAAGCUGAAAGAAUCAGGAAUUCCAUAUGAGGUGCAUAUAUAUAAAGGAAGUGGGCAUGCUUUCAUGAACCGAUCCGAAGAAGGUGUGAAGAGGAGGAAGAACAUGGGAAUGGAGGACGAGGACGAUAGCGCGGUUGAACUGGCAUGGUCUCGCUUCCAAUCCUGGAUGUCAAGAUACCUCUCAGCUUGAACAGGAACUUUGUUUGCAUUCAUGGGCAGUGUUUGUUAAGGAGAAAUGUAACUCUUGGUUUCUCAAGGUUGCUCUUGCUUGAAUAUUACGGUCUCUAUUUCAAAGUUAUGUUUCCUUCCUGGGUCUUCUGUCAUUUAAUAUUGUCAUCUCACUACACAUGAUCUUUCAUAAGUCAACGAAGUAUCAAUUU
Molecule: messenger RNA, 1175 nt
Organism: Cucurbita pepo subsp. pepo (vegetable marrow)
Lineage: Eukaryota; Viridiplantae; Streptophyta; Magnoliopsida; Cucurbitales; Cucurbitaceae
Molecular function (GO): hydrolase activity
Source: RefSeq, a predicted model, not a curated record